AUGAGGCUAUCCUUAUCUGUUACACUCCUUUUUUGUUUCACGCUACAGGCGCUGCUCUUAUAUGAGGCUGAAGCAAGACGUGGUGGUGGAGGAAGACGCCGAGGAGGCGGAGGUGGUGUUCGCAGAGGAGGUGGCGGAGGCUUUAGAGGCCGUGGCGGCGGAGGUGGAUUUGGACGUGGAGGAGGCUGGAGAGGUCGCGGAGGAGGUGGAGGAGGAUGGAGAAGACCUGGAGGUGGACGUGGAGGAGGCUGGAGAGCUCCCGCAGCUGCACGCCCUGUAGGAUGGGGAGGUCGUGGACGUGGAGGUGGAGGAGGUUGGAGAGGACCAGGAGCUGGACGCCCAGGAGGUGGAAGAGGACUUGGCGCUGGACGUGGAGGAGGCUGGAGAGGUCCCGCAGCUGCACGCCCUGCCGGAUGGGGAGGUGGUGGACGUGGAGGAGGAGGAGGACGGAGAGGACCUGGAGCUGGACGUCCAGGAGGCUGGCGAGGUCGUGGAGGUGGAGGUAGAGGUGGCGGGAGAAGUGGCGGAGGAGAUCGGAGAGGAGGUGCCGGACGUUGGGCUGGUCGCGGUCAAGGCGGAAGGGGACGUAAUCGUGGCUCUGCCGGCCGUUCGCGCUUUGGAGGAGGAAGAGGAGGAGGAGGACGAGGAAGAGGAUGGGGCGGAAGAGGAGGUGGUGGCUAUGGUUGGAGAGGUGGCCGUCCAGGAGGCGGACGUGGUGGUGGCGGUGCCGGUAAUCUUGGUUUGGUUGGUUUAACAGGCUUGGCAGGAUUGGCAGGUUUGGCAGGAUUGGCAGGAAAUGGUGGUCCCUACUAUCCACCAUAUGAACCAUACCAAACAGUCGUAGUCCAGCCGCAGCCAUAUCCAGUGCCAGUGGCGACACAGUAUGCAGAGCCUUGCAUUGCGACGUUCUCUUACUACUCCAACGGCCUUCCAGUCUACCAAUGUGACUGCCCCGGUUAUGACAUUUCGUAUCAAUACAACCGAUGUGUUCCGCCGGUAGACGAACCUUACAAAAAAAGCUGAUUUUCUAGGUCCCGAUAUGUAACCAUAUGAAUCGUCUAUUCAAUUUGUCACUGAAGAAGCGUAACUGUUCACCAAAGAGCCACAUGUUUCAUGACUUCAACAUUUUCAAUAUUGAGCCUCAGAAUUUUUUCACACAGGUACCAAAGUCA
This is a messenger RNA of Cylicocyclus nassatus, 1172 nucleotides long. The record is from the annotation of a GenBank genome assembly. Lineage: Eukaryota; Metazoa; Nematoda; Chromadorea; Rhabditida; Strongylidae.